GGAUAAAUUUUCCAUUUUUUCUUCACUGGGCCUUCUUGGUCUUUGUUUUCUUUUUCUUUGAGUCCCAAUGGUGAUGCCUUUGUGUGACCUCCAUUCAUAUUAUCCUUCAUUUUCGCGGACUGUUUUUUCCCUUUAAUUUUCUUGACCGUAUGAAACACUUAUUGUCAAACUAUUAGUGUCAAACCUGUGGUGUUUCUUGAUGUAUUAUUUUUCCCUAUAAAUAUUCAGGCCACACCUCAACAUCUUUGUCACUAGCUCCAAAACAUAUAGCGUAGUAAUAAUAUAAUGGCACAAACUUCGUUUAUGUGGUGGCCGGUGGUAGUGGCUCUAGUUUUAGUUUGUUGUCCCGCCCGACAAGAAGCGGCAAAUGGAGCUAAUACGGCCACCUCAACAGCGGCUAUGCGAGAAGCCGAGAAGAUGAUCAAGGGACUCAACUUAUCCCCUUCGCACAAAUUCAAUUGGGGCCCAUCGGGUACCUCUCUAGCCAGUCGGUUUGAUUCAAACGAAUCGACUGCGCUAGUCGAGAAAGUCUUUAAAAUUGAUUCUCUUGCGGAUGAUCCUGUUAUUCAAAGCUUGGGUCGUCACCAUGUUGGUUAUUAUAAGCUCCCAACCGCCGCCCAAGCAAGGAUGUUCUACUAUUUCUUUGAAUCAAGAACCAACCAGAGUCAACCAUUGGUAAUAUGGUUGAGUGGUGGGCCGGGAUGCAGUAGUGCAUUGGCUUUGUUUUACGAGAAUGGGCCUUUUCAAAUUGCUAAAAACAUGUCACUUGUAUGGAAUUAUUAUGGUUGGGACAAGGUUUCCAAUAUUAUCUUCAUUGAUCAACCAACGGGAACUGGAUUCAGCUAUAGUUCUAGUAAGAAGGACAUUCGAUACGAUGAAAGUGGCAUUAGCAAUGACCUCUAUGCAUUUUUACAGGAGUUUUUGAAGGCUCACCCUGAGUUUGUGAAGAACGAGUUCUACAUAACGGGCGAAUCGUACGCGGGGCAUUACAUCCCCGCACUGGCCUCACGAAUUCAUCAAGCAAACAAGAUGAAACGAGGCAUUCGCAUAAACCUCAAGGGAAUGGCCAUAGGCAAUGGAAUGACCAACCCAGAAUUGCAAUAUGCAGCCUACCCUGACUUUGCCCUAACCCAAAAACUCAUCACACAGCCUCUCUAUCAUAAUCUCACCCUUUUGGUUCCCAGCUGCCAAGAAGCUGUAAGACAGUGUAACAAGAAUAUGGAUGGCGGAAAAUCUUGCCAUUCGGCCUCCAACAUUUGCCAAGAUCAGAUCUACGAUCUUAUCGAGGAAAACAUGGGAAAUAAAAAUCGUUACGAUGUCAGGAAGACUUGUGAAAGAGGGUUGCUCUGUUAUGACUUUUCAAGCGUAGAGACUCUCCUGAACGACACGAGUGUAAAAAUGGCACUUGGAGUUAAUGAGCACAUCGGUUUUGUUUCGUGUAGUGAGACCGUGUAUGAUGCAAUGGCUUCGGACUGGUUUAAGGACCAAUCACACGCCUUCCCACGUCUGCUUGAAGACGGCAUCAAACUGCUGGUUUAUGCUGGAGAAUAUGACCUUAUUUGCAACUGGCUUGGAAACUCGAGAUGGGUAGAAGCUUUGGAGUGGUCAGGGAAGAGGGGGUUUGCGGGAGCCGCGAACGCGCGCUUUGUUGUGGAUGGAGAGGUGAAGGGGACAUUGAAGAGCUAUGGAGCAUUGACUUUCCUUAAGGUUCAUGGUGCAGGUCACCUGGUUCCAAUGGACCAGCCUAAGGCAUCCCUAGAAAUGCUUCAUAGGUGGAUGCAAUCCCAGCUUUAAUAUACAAUUUCUUGAAAACUACUCUACAAAAGAGUUGGCCUCUAGUGUGUUUCAAUCACGAGUUUGCUCAAAAUCCCAGAAACCUUGUGUUCUUCUCAGAAGUAUUUCAAAUGGCCAACAUCACCAAAAGAGAAUUUGACAUUCUUGAUUUAUCCGGUCAAAGGUACCUGGAAUGGAGGGUUGAUGCACUUGCUCACCUUAAGGCUAAUGGCCUCGAAAAUACAAUUGCUGAGAAUAA
Messenger RNA from Cuscuta campestris, 2032 nucleotides. The record is from the annotation of a GenBank genome assembly. Lineage: Eukaryota; Viridiplantae; Streptophyta; Magnoliopsida; Solanales; Convolvulaceae.